AUGGACCGAUCAUUGAAAUGUUUCACCAACUGUCUGCUUUGCAUCUCGGGAGAAUUGGUGGCUCAAGAUCUGUACUUUAGCACUGAGCAAGGCACUAUCACGCCUAACUACUACUUUCGGCAAGAAGGCGUCGAGAGAAUAGAUCUCGGUGGCAAAAUCAUUGCGCCCGGGUUUCUAGAUCUGCAGACCAACGGGAUGAAGGGUGUACAUUUUACGCAACUGGCCCUGGGUGAUGGUCCCGAGACCGACGAAGGCAAGUUGGAAGCCGUCAGCAAAAUGGAAAUUCGCCAUGGGGUGACGGGCUGGUGGGCAACAGUUCCUACGGUAGACAAGGACCGGUGGAAGCAGAUAGUACCUCUGUUGAAACCACAAACAUUUGACUCGGGCGCCAACUUGCUAGGCGCACACGUCGAGGGACCGUAUCUCAACGCCUCGAAGAAAGGAGCGCAUAACGCUGUCUACCUCCAAGAACCUACGCAGAUAUCUCCGUCUGACUUAUAUGGCGAGGGCAAUCUCAGGCACGCAAUCAAGCUGAUCACACUGGCACCAGAGCUGCCUGGGUCAACCGCGCUCGUGGGCCAUCUGCAGGAAGAAUACCCUCACAUUGUCAUCUCUUUGGGACAUUCAGCGGCCACUUAUGAAGAGGGGUUCGCUGCUCUGCAACUGGGUGCUCGAGCAUUGACACAUGUCUUUAAUGCAAUGCUGCCUCUCCAUCAUCGCAAUCCUGGGCUUGCUGGACUGAUGGGAACCGGUAAAUGCUACUACUCGAUCAUUCCAGACGGAAUACACCUGCACCCUUCAGUGGUAACCCUUUGUCUGCGGACGGAUCCGAGAAAAUGCAUCUUUAUCACCGACAGCAUUGAACUUGCUGGCCUACCCGACGGCGUACACGACGGGCACGGACAGAUCGCACAGCACCAGCUCAAGCAAGGCAACAAAGUGACCAUUGAAGGCACAGAUACAUUGAUUGGCAGUUGCUGUACACUGGACGAGUGCGUGCGCAAUGUAGUGGCAUACACCGGGUGCAAUCUUGCCGAAGCUGUGCAGUGUGUUACAGAAAACGUGGCGGAUAUGAUGGGUGAAAGCAAGAGAGGGAGGCUCGAGCCUGGUCGACGCGCCGACUUUGCAGUUCUAGACCAGGAGGGACAUGUGUUGGAGACAUGGAUCGGCGGGAGCAAGGGCUUCGCCCUCUUCCCACAAGAGGUGAUUAUGGAGGCUCAACAGCAGAAGCCGGGAAAGCCCUGGAGUGGCACAAAUCGAAUCCCUAACAUCAAGGAGUUCGUUGCACAUCUUGACAAAGACAAGUCCGAAAGAGACAAGGCUAUCGAUGCUCAGAAGCUUGCUGGAGAGGCUCAAAAGUAUUCGGCUGAAGUCACUCCACACAAGAAUGAACAACAGAAGAAAGGCGGCAAAACAGUAACCGAUCCGGUCACUGGCAAUCAGGUGGUCAUUGCCGAUGUCGGGAAGGAGUAUAUGGAAAGGGCCGAUGACCCUAAGCUAUCAGUGCCAAAUGCCAACCUGGGCCGACCUACUACAGUAGCGACGGAUCCUUCGCAGAAGAACCCAGAGUACAAGGAAAAGCAAGACAUCACUGCUCCUCCAGACCCAGUUGCCGAGGGCAGCACUUCUGACGUCCCCAUUCAUGGAGAAAAGACCAACAUUCUGUUCCACCCGACCCCUUCAGUUAGUUAUGAGCCGAUGUUCGAGCUUCUCGAAAAUCGGGCUGGUGGACUAUGCAUUGCCAUCCUCAUAUCCAUUAUCGUUUUUGGGAAAAUGUUCGGCGGCUCUCUUAAGGGUCUGAUUCCAUUGGGCAUGUGCCUCGCUUCUGCCGUCUGGUUGUGGAUGAAAGAGGUGGUUCGAAGUGGCCGUGAGGUGGAAUGGAGCAGUGAACAGAGCAGAGGAGAAACGGCUGUGGCCAACCUCCUCCCUGAAUCAGUCGAAUGGAUGAACACAUUCCUGGGCGUUGUUUGGGGCUUGAUCAACCCGGAUAUGUUUGCCGCUGUGGCAGACACCCUAGAAGAUGUCAUGCAAGCAUCUGUCCCUGGUGUCAUCAACAACGUCAGAGUGGCCGAAAUCGAUCAAGGAAGUAACCCAAUCCGAAUUCUCAGUCUGCGGGCUUUGCCUGACUCCAAAAUGCACGAGCUUAAGAAGAGCAUUCAUGAAGAGAACAAGAAGACCAAAGACCCUCAGGAGGCGGCAGCAGACGAAGAAGGUGGUGAUUAUUAUAACCUCGAGAUUGCCUUUGCGUAUCACGCCAAACCCGCUGGUAAUCGUGCGUCUGCUGCUUCGAGGGCCAGGAACAUGCACAUGAACCUUGUCUUCUAUCUCGGAAUCAAGGGGCUCAUCGGCGUACCGCUUCCUAUUUUCGUUGAACUUCAAGAGCUUGUCGGAACCGUCCGCUUGCGGCUGCAGAUGACCCCCGAACCACCUUUUGCAAAGAGUCUCACCUUCACCCUGAUGGGAGUUCCUCAUGUUCAAGCCGGCUGCAUUCCCAUGGUGCAGAAGGGGGUUAAUAUCCUCAAUCUGCCGUUGAUAUCUAACUUCGUCAACUAUGCGAUAGGCGCAGCGGCAAGCAUGUAUGUGGCUCCAAAAUCAAUGCAGCUCGACCUGAAGUCCAUGCUGCAAGGAGACGACAUCACCAAAGACACACAGGCCAUGGGUGUCAUGUGGGUCCGCAUCCAUCGUGCCAUCGGCCUCAGCAAGCAAGAUCGUCGAGGAAGCAAAUAUGGAGGAAGCGACCCUUACAUCAACCUAUCCUUCUCCAAAUAUGGAAAGCCAAUGUACUGCACUCGUGUCAUCACAGACGACCUCAAUCCCGUUUGGGAAGAAACCGCAGCUCUUCUUGUCACACCUGAGCUCAUCAAAGCCGACGAACAACUCAGUGUGGAGUUGUGGGACUCCGACCGCAACUCUGCGGACGAUAUAGUAGGAAAGGUUGAGCUGUCCAUGCAGAAAAUGAUUCAACAUCCGGGCAAAAUGUAUCCUCAAAUCUCAAAGCUCGCCGGCACCCACCAGGGCAGCGAGAUGCCGGGUGAGCUGCAUUGGGAAGUGGGCUACUUUGGCAAACCCAAAUUUCGACCUGCUCUUCGUACCGAUGGCAAGGACAAAAACCUACCGGACGAGCUCAAGAAUGACGAGAAGCUCCAAGAUGAGAAAGGUGUUAUUGACUCUGAAGACGCAGAUGCUGUGGCACAUACUCCCCCUGACCCGUUGUGGCCUAGUGGUAUCUGCAGUGUUAUCAUUCACCAAAUUGUCAGCCUCGAACUCGAGAACAUCAAGGGCAGUGAUGGCAAUAGAAAGGGUAAAGAGUUUGAGCCAGCCAAGCCCUACGGGGAGGGCACCGACGAAGAGUCGAUCAAACUCCCAACUUCCUACUGUACAAUCCUGUUCAAUGAUACGCUGGUGUACCGCACACGAGCCAAAGCUGUCAGCAGCAAACCCAUCUUCAACGCCGGCACCGAACGCUUUAUGCGAGACUGGAGGUCCGGAAUAGUCACAAUCACUGUGCGUGAUCAGCGGAAUCGCGAGCACGACCCUAUCUUGGGUGUUGUGCCCCUUCGCCUGUCAGAUAUACUCACCACGAGUUCUCAAGUGACCAGAUGGUAUCCUCUUGAUGGUGGCAUUGGGUUUGGCAGAAUCAGGGUUUCGUUGCUUUUCCGAAGUGUUGAAACUCGACUCCCUCCUAAUAUGCUAGGCUGGGAUGUUGGCACCUUUGAAUUCAUUUCUGACAGAAUCGUGACCAUAGGUUGGAAGGCCAAUUCAAAGCUAAAACUCCGCACAGGUGGUAGCGUUGGUAAAAUCCCCCGAACACAGUGCCACAGUAAUGAAGGUGGUGAUGGCGUCUACUUCGAUGUCUCCAGUGAGAACAACAACCACAUCCGUCUACCUGUCAAGUACCGAUAUCGAUCUCCAGUCAUCUUUGAGUUCCACGUGACAGGCAAACGUGGAGCAGCGGCGUACGCUUGUAUCUGGCUUCAGAAUCUGAUUGACAACGAAGAAACACCAAUCGAUAUUCCCAUUUGGACGACCAAGAAUGGCAACCGACUCGUACAAAACUACAUCACUGAAGAGAAUGCCAAAGCAUUUAUGGAUAAAGGAUUAGAAGAUCUGAAGGAAGUUGGCCGACUCCAGUUCCGAGGCCGCUUCAAGGCUGGCAUGGAUGAGUCGCACCGAGACUUUAUCGUGGACAACAAUAGUCGGGAGACUUAUGAAACGUUCGAGGCAUGCUUGACCGAAGGUGUGCGCGAGCGAGUUGUCCAAGGCGAGGUGCCAGAAAAUAUCCAAGAACUGCACGAGGCUUCUCUGAAAGAGGGCCGUGACAUUCUCCACCAAGAAGUGUCGGAGAAAGAGAAACGCAUAUGGCUCAGCAAGACUGGCGAAGACUGGUCUGGGGCAUUCAGUCAUGAUCCCAGGGCUUACACCAAUAAAAAGCACGAAAAGAUUGCCGAGCCCGGUACUGACGAACCUCCCCACGACCCAUAUAACCCGUCAGAUAAUGAUGAUGACGACGACGAGCCUAUUGAUGAUGACUCAUCGGACUUGGGCAUCACUGAUGCCACCAAUAUUCCGGAAGGAGCAUUCCAGAAGGACCCGAAGGACGUUGAUGGCCUCAAUGGCUAUGCUGAAGGUAUGAAUGGGCGGCCCAGUGCUGAUACCACAGCAACAGGUGAGACCGGCUAUACAACCAUGACCGAGACAUCGACGAACUCAGUUCAACCUGUGCAGAAGAGAGAUAGCGGUUUCGAGAAGAAGACCGGAAAACGAGCGGAGGAACGCAAGCAUCGAGGGUUGUCGCAAUGGACACCGGCGAGAAACGUCAAGUUUGCCAAAGAUGAAGCCAAGAUUGGAAUGAGCAAGAUCAAGAAACGAUUCACAGGAGGGCUUGGUGGGAGAGAGCCUGGUGUCGAGACUGAGGCUUGA
This is a messenger RNA of Fonsecaea monophora, 4920 nucleotides long. RefSeq lists its product as hypothetical. The transcript has 6 exons. NCBI's taxonomy places the organism in Eukaryota, Fungi, Ascomycota, Eurotiomycetes, Chaetothyriales, Herpotrichiellaceae. The record is from RefSeq and is a predicted model, not a curated record. Gene Ontology annotation, molecular function: lipid binding; hydrolase activity, acting on carbon-nitrogen (but not peptide) bonds. Bases 1 to 4920 code for a protein of 1639 amino acids.